CAGUCUGAAUCUAUACAAGUUUGGUUUUAAAGAAAUGUUUAUUCAUGACUAUAUAUAUAUCAUUUAUGACAUUUGAUUCAAAGCUGGAAAAGAACUUUUAUAUACCGCACAUAAAGGAAUAGUAAUAGUUUAAUAAAUUUAUGAAACUAAUAUAUGAAUUUACUAUUUGAAUAUAGGGAAAAAGGAAUAAAAUAUUGGAGCUAUGGCUGACAAUGAAUACCUCCUUGUAGCAGCAAUAGACUUCGGCACAACAUAUUCAGGCUACGCUUUCCAACUUACUAGCGAAUAUGAUCCGGAAGAUCCAACAAAGAAAAUUCUUUCUCCUCAAGCUUGGAACAAGGGUCCUGCUAAGCUUACGUCAAUGAAGACAUCGACAUGCUUGCUUUUAGACAACAAUCAAAAUAUCGAUUCAUUUGGAUUUGUGGCGGAGGAAAAAUAUGCUGAUCUAUGUAUGGACGGAGACAACAAGAACUGGUACUUUUUCAGGAGGUUUAAAAUGCAACUGCAUGACACAAAAGAACUAAAUGAGACAACAACAAUCGAAGAUGAAACUAAAAGAAAACUUCCUGCACUCACUGUGUUCAGCAAAUCCAUAGAAAGUCUUACAAAGCACUUAUUUGGUCUGUUAGAGGAGAAGAAAAUCCAAGUGAUGUCGCAUGAGAUAAAGUGGGUGUUAACAGUGCCAGCAAUAUGGGAUGAUGUUGCAAAAGGAUUCAUGAGAAAAGCAGCAGAAUUGGCUGGAAUCCCAUCUGAUCACUUGACAAUUGCACUGGAACCCGAGUCAGCAUCAUUGUUCUGUCAAUAUCUCCCUGUUGAAAAGUUCAGUGUUGGUGGACAAGUCAAGUUUUCGGAUGCUAAAGUUGGAACUACAUACAUGAUUGUUGACCUCGGAGGUGGGACAGCAGAUAUUACAGUACAUGAGAAAGUAACAAAUGGAAAAUUGAAAGAGGUUCAUCGUGCAAGCGGUGGUCCUUGGGGCGGUACUUCAAUCGAUGGCGCUUUUAUCAAGCUAAUAAGUGAUAUAGUUGGAGGUCCUGUAAUGGCGACAUUUAUGAGGGAACAAACGUUUGAUUACUUAGACUUGAUGAGGGAAUUUGAGUCAGUAAAACGCAAUAUUAGUCUGACAACGACUGAUACUGUCAAGAUUAAAAUCCCUGUCAGCCUAAGUGAAACAUGCUCCAAUGUUGUUAAGAAAGAUUUCAAAGCGUUGGUCAAAAUUGCAAGGAAAGAGAAGCAAAUUAUGUUUGUCGGUGAUAAAGCCAAAUUUGAUCCCGAGCUGAUGAGAACAUUGUUCAGGAAAGCCACUGAUAUGAUUGUCCGCCACAUGAAAAACAUCCUGGACAAUACACCAGCAGGGAAGAAAGUUUCUCUGAUCCUGAUGGUCGGUGGUUUUUCAGAGUCAAAUUUUGUGCAAGAUGUGAUCAAAAAGGAAUUCCACGAAAAGAGCGGGCGAAAGGUUCUCAUUCCAAAGGAUGCAGGAAUAUCUGUAGUACAAGGCGCUGUCGUAUACGGAAGGCAACCGGAGAAUAUAACAUCACGAGUCCUAAGAUUUACUUAUGGGGCUGAACUAAACGAAAGCUUUCAGGAACAUGUGCACGAACCUGGGCGGAAGAUUACUAUUGCAGGUUGCGAUUAUUGCCAAGGCUAUUUUGGAAAAUUUAUAGAUGUUGGAACUGAAGUUGCUGUAGGCCACAAAGUAAGCAAAGAGUACAGAACAACCGGUCCAUUUGAUGCUCAUUGUGACAUAACAGUGUAUGUGACGCCAUACCUGAAACCUAUGUACACAGACGAUGUAGGCUGUAGGAAGCUUGGCUCAUUACGUUUGGAAAUACCAGAUCCAUCCAAAGAGUUGCGAGACAUUGCAGUCGACUAUGUCUUUGGUGACACAGAGCUUCACAUUAAGGUGACUGAUAAAAAGACAAUGAAGCCUUGUGAGGCCAAACUGAAAAUGUUUGAGUAAAAUAAUUCAAACUUAAUAUAACAAUUGACAUCAAAAGAGUGUUAUAAUAGCAAGAUAUAAGACAUUAAAUUACUCUGGGUCUCUUAAAACAUGACAUCCAUUUAUGUUUCUGUGUACACUGAAAUUUACAUAAAAUGACCCGUUUUAUUAUUUUGUGA
Molecule: messenger RNA, 2118 nt
Organism: Mercenaria mercenaria
Lineage: Eukaryota; Metazoa; Mollusca; Bivalvia; Venerida; Veneridae
Product: heat shock 70 kDa protein 12A-like
Exons: 4
Coding region: 203-1960 (585 amino acids)
Molecular function (GO): ATP binding; ATP-dependent protein folding chaperone
Source: RefSeq, a predicted model, not a curated record